GGGCCAUGACGAUGACUGUGCCACCAGCCAGCUCGGAAGCCCAGAUGGUGCAGUCCUUGGGCUUUGUCAUCUACCGAGCGCUGGACUGGGGUCUGGACGAGAGUGAGGAGCGCGAGCUCAGCCCACAGCUGGAGCAGCUCAUCGACCUCAUGGCCAACAGCGACUGCGAGGACGGCAGCUGCGCUGCGGACGAGGGCUACGGGGGCCCUGAGGAGGAGGAGGCCGAGGGCGGCCCCCGCGUGGUGCGCACCUUCGCCCAGGCCAUGCGGCUGUGCGCGGCGCGUCUGACCAACCCCCGCGGUGCUCAGGCCCACUACCAGGCCGUGUGCCGCGCCCUGUUUGUGGAGACCCUGGAGCUGCGAGCCUUCCUGGCCAGGGUCCGCGAGGCCAAAGAGAUGCUGCAGAAGCUCCGGGAGGAUGAGCCCUGCGUGGAGAAGCCGCUGGCCGAGCUCGACACCCUGGGCCGCACAGACUGGGCCCGGCUGUGGGUCCAGCUCAUGCGGGAGCUCCGGCAUGGGGUGAAGCUCAGGAAGGUGCAGGAGCAGGAGUUCAACCCCCUCCCCACCGAGUUCCAGCUCACGCCCUUCGAGAUGUUGAUGCAGGACAUCCGGGCCCGGAACUACAAGCUGCGCAAGGUCAUGGUCGAUGGGGAUAUCCCCCCCCGGGUGAAGAAGGAUGCACACGAGCUCAUUCUGGACUUCAUCCGCUCCCGGCCUCCGCUGAAGCAGGUCUCAGAGAGGCGGCUUCGCCCAUUACCACAGAAGCAGAGGACACUGCAUGAGAAGAUUCUGGAAGAAAUCAAGCAGGAGCGGACGCUGCGCCCGGUGGGGGGCCAGCACUGGGGCUCUCGUGGGUUUGGCUCUCUGCCCUGCAUCCUUCAUGCUUGCUCUGGGGACGUCACGUCCAGUUCCUGUAUCAAUUUGUCUGUCCCGGGAGCCAGCAGCAGCACGCAGCGCCCACGGCCCCGGGUCCUGCUCAAGGCCCCCACCUUGGCGGAAAUGGAGGAGAUGACCACGUCCGAGGAGGAAGAGUCUCCAUGCGGGGAGGUGACCCUGAAGCGGGAUCGGUCCUUCUCGGAGCACGACCUGGCCUUGCUGCGCGGUGAGGUGACCUCGGGCCUGCCGCCAGGCCCUCAGCCCCCAGGACGGAUGGAGCCCACCCGGCCCCGAGCAGGCAGUGUGAACACAUGGAGGCCCAGCUCCCGAGACCAGGGCUCCUGCCCAGUGAGCGUCCGGCCCCAGCCUGACCCCAGCUCCCUGCCCCUCAGCAGCCCGGGCUCCACAGAGGACAGACAGGAGGCCUGCAAGGCCCCAGAUGCUAAGCACCUGUGGCUGGAGUUCCGUCACCCCGUGGAGAGCCUGGCUCUGACUGUGGAGGAGGUGAUGGACGUGCGGCGCGUGCUGGUCAAGGCUGAGAUGGAGAAGCUCCUGCAGAACAAGGAGCUCCUUGGCAGUCUGAAGAAGGGGAAGAUUUGCUGCUGCUGCCAAGCCAAGUUCCCGCUGUUCUCUUGGCCGCCCACCUGCCUCUUCUGCAAGAGAGCUGUCUGCACUUCCUGCAGCGUAAAGAUGAAGAUGCCUUCUAAGAAGUUCGCUCACAUACCUGUCUACACUCUGGGAUUGGAAAGUCCUCCGAAGGUGUCAGCUGCCAAAACCACGCCGACACGGAGAAGAGACGUCUUCCAACCCCUACAGGGGCCGCGGUGGCCGAGUGUGGAGGAGGAGUUCCCCCACGUCUACGCACACGGCUGCACCCCGAAGGACGGCUUCUCCGCACACGGCUGCACCCUGAAGGACGUCUGUAGCGACUGCACCAGCUUCGUGGCCGACGUUGUGCGCUCCAGCCGCAGAAGUGUGGACGUCCUCAACACCACGCCACGCCGCAGCCGCCAGACCCAGUCUCUCUACCUCCCCGACACCAGGACUCUUGACUUCAAGUGAGGGCCCAGGAGGGCCGGGCUGGGUCCUGCAGGAGCUGACACUUCUGGUCCCAGAGCACAGCCAGUCCCCCUUCCACGCUGUGCAUGUACAUGUAUACAGAUACAGAUAUCCUUGUAUAAGA
This is a messenger RNA of Tupaia belangeri chinensis (Chinese tree shrew), 2058 nucleotides long. RefSeq names its product spire type actin nucleation factor 2 (gene SPIRE2). NCBI's taxonomy places the organism in Eukaryota, Metazoa, Chordata, Mammalia, Scandentia, Tupaiidae. Gene Ontology annotation, cellular component: cytoplasmic vesicle membrane; cell cortex. Gene Ontology annotation, biological process: intracellular transport; establishment of meiotic spindle localization; actin filament polymerization. Gene Ontology annotation, molecular function: actin binding; microtubule binding. The record is from RefSeq and is a predicted model, not a curated record.